Messenger RNA from Acinonyx jubatus (cheetah), 3246 nucleotides. RefSeq names its product mitochondrial transcription rescue factor 1 (gene MTRES1). Lineage: Eukaryota; Metazoa; Chordata; Mammalia; Carnivora; Felidae. The record is from RefSeq and is a predicted model, not a curated record. Bases 146 to 769 code for a protein of 207 amino acids. The transcript has 4 exons.
UGAGGGGUCGUGGGCACUUGGCUCGCAGAGGCACGCCGCCUUUGGGCCCGGCCGCUACUGCUGGCUUCAAACGCAGACCCGGAGCUCGAGGACGCAGGUGUCCAGUUUCCUUUGACCUUGAGGACCCGGGAAGGUUCUAUGCGCCAUGGCUAUGACUAGUGUCAGAUUGCCUGCCAGCGUUUUGAGAAAGCCAGAUGCCUGGAUUGGACUCUGGGGAGCACUACAAGGGACACCUUCGUACAAACUCUGUGCUUCCUGGAAUCGAUACUUAUAUUUUUCUAGUACCAAGUUAAACACAUCAAAUUGUAAAACAUUUUUCCAUAAUGUUUUCUCACGGAGACUCCCCAGGCUUUUCAUAUCCCCAGAAUAUAUUUUCCCAUUUUCCAUAAGACUCAAAAGUAAUAUCGGCUCUAAAAAAUCCACUGAAAAGACUCUGCAGAAAGCCGCAGCUGAAGAGGACUCUGAUGAGGAGAGCCACGGUGAGAUGAGUGAGCGGGAGGAGGAGCUGGAGGACGACCCUAGUGUGGUCAGAGACUAUAAAGACCUGGAGAAAGUAGUGCAGUCUUUUCGGUACGAUGUUAUCCUAAAGACAGGCCUAGAUGUUGGAAGAAACAAAGUGGAAGAUGCGUUCUACAAAGGCGAACUCAGGCUGAAUGGGGAAAAAUUAUGGAAGAAAAGCAGAACGAAAGGACUGGCUGUUGCAGAGAAUAAAGGACACCUCCCUUACCAUGACCUGCUGCAUGGGGCUGUGCCUGGCUGCUGGCCUUGAAGGGUCAGGCAGUUUUCUGAUGCUGCAUCUAUAAAGCUGGCUGCCUGUAGCUGAGCAAACCUUUUCUGUUAGCUGCAAACCAGGUGGGGCCCAGAGUACUGGAGGUGCUGCUGGGUCCCUGUUGACUUAAACAAAGGGUGUUUAGAGCCGGACUAUGGUGAUUAAAGCCUUCCUAAACUCAUUCUCUCCCUGAGAAAUAUUCCUUCCCUUUUCUCUGCCUUAGAAGUAAGCUACCAAAGGGAUCUGCUGCUCAGCCACACACGAGCCUGCUCUUUUAAGGGACAGACAUUACGCACAGUAUAUCUGUGAAGGGGUACACAAUAAGGGUUGUCUUUUUCUCUGUGUAUCCUUUUAUACUUUGUAUAUUUUGUGUCACGUGCAUAUGUUACUAAAAAGUGAAUUUUAAUGAAAUAAAGUUAUGCUGAAAAAUGUAAAGCAGAGUUCUCAAGCCUUGUAUUUCUGGACGUUGAUUUUAAAUGUCCAUACAGUUGGGCCAAAUGGUCUUUUUUUUUUUUUUUUUUAAUUUUUUAAUUUUUUUUUUUUAUUUUGAGAGCACAUGCGAGCAGGGGAGGGGCAGAGAGAGGGAGAGACAGAAUCCAGAGCAGGCUCCACACUGCCAGCACAGAGCCCGACGUGGGGUUUGAUCCCACAAACUGCAAGAUCCUGACCUGAGUGGAAAUCAAGAGUCGGACGCCCAACCGACUGAGCCACCCAAGCGCCCCAGUGGUUAUUUAUUUAUUUUUAAGUUUUUUAGACUUAUUUUGAGAUAGAGCACAAGCAGAUAAGAGGCACAGAGAAAGACAGAAUCCCAAGCAGGCUCCAUGCCGUCAGCACAGAGUCCAAUGCAGGGCUCAAACCCACAAACUGUGAGAUCAUGACCUGAGCAGAGAUCAAGAAUCUGAUGCUUAACCGACUGAGCCACCCAGGCGCCCCAGUGGUCAUUUAUUUUCAAUUAAACGCAUAAGAACUACAGGAGGACAGAUCCCCUAGAUGAUGCCUGUGUCAGCCCAACCUUCAAGCCCAGAGGAGAAGCAGUCUUCAUGCCUACUUGUGGUGUGAGCCCUUCUGCUUCCCAGCCCAGAGAGGAGAAUGUUAAGGUUUAUCAUCAGUUCCUGUGUGAGUUCCCAUCUAGCUGCUCUAAGCUGUCUGGGUUGACCAGUAUGGCAUUGUGGCUAACAGGUGUGUGGUCCCAUGUUUUGGACUGAAUAUUGGGCCCUUGAAUGGGUGGGAGAACAAACAUGAGCUUGCCCUGGUGAGGUACACAUGUUUGACAGCCUGAUGUUAUGACUGCUGCCUCAGAGAGCAUUAACUGAGAAUAAAGUAAAAGUGGCACCAUACUUCUUAAAUAGAAAACCUCCAGUCAGCUUUUAAACAGCCAUGUGUUCUCCAGCUCACCUGGCUCUAAAUAAAUAAAUGGCCGUGCGUACCCACUUAGAGUCCAUGGCCCACACAUGGGGUUGCUUCCUGCCUCCUUGGAAGCAGUGGUGAGAGGUCGGAGAUGGCCCCAGUCAUCCCUGGCUUAUGUUACAGUAGAAGCAGCAUCUGGCACCUGGGUCACUUUAGCUCCUUCUGAGUCACUGGGCAGAUCCCCUGGAAUCCUGGGCUGCCAGGACCAGGUAUCCACCGUAGGCUGUCCCCGGCAACACUGAUAGGACUGCCCUAGGACGUGGCCCUGAAGUACUCAACCCAAGGCUCCCAUCUGGGCAAGAAUGGGUUUGACCUCAGCCUUUUUAACCUACUGAGCCUGCAUCCAACCCUACCCUCUUUUCUGUGGCAUUCUGUCUUGGUGAAUUGAGUCCUAUCUUCUUGAUGAUGUGGCAUCACUAGGGCUAAUCAGUGUUAGGCCUUUUCUCUACCAUUUCUCUAAGGGAUACGCUGACUGUUCCACAGUGACUAAUUUUCAACAAACUGCCCCGUCCCCAAUUACGUAGCUCAUCUGGGUUGAAAUCAGUGAAAAGUUACACUGGAAAUGGUUGUCUCAGUGCUGGUAGUAAUUACUAUGCACAUAUUCUCUAAGAUUGUGCCCCACUCUCUUUGUUUCUUGUCAUUGUUACCAAAACAAAUGCCUCCAUGUGUUUCCUUCAGUCGUCUAGUAGAGGUAUUUGAGCCACACCACCCGGGCUGCCCACAGGAAGCCAUCCAAGUCUGAAGGAAGGACGUGGACAGGAUCGGGCACGUGUGUCUGGGGCAUCCUGUGAGUGAGGCCCUUUCACCCGGAGGCACUAGGGAUGAGGGAAAGCCUCAGAGGAAUAACUGCCUUUCCUCACCUGCCCCUCUAGGGAGUGGUCACCUGGUGAAACUCAAACCAAGCAUGUUUGUGGGGUGCCUGGUUGGGGGAGCUUCCGACUCUUGAUCCCAGGGUCAUGAGUUCAAGCCACACAUUGGGUGUAGAGACUACUAAAAAAAUAAAAAAUAAAAGGACAUUUGCAUUGGCCUGUGUUUCCCAAAAUGCAGUAAAGGCUGAGUUUUCUUUUAAU